Molecule: messenger RNA, 930 nt
Organism: Hemicordylus capensis (graceful crag lizard)
Lineage: Eukaryota; Metazoa; Chordata; Lepidosauria; Squamata; Cordylidae
Product: class I histocompatibility antigen, F10 alpha chain-like
Exons: 6
Coding region: 1-930 (309 amino acids)
Biological process (GO): immune response
Cellular component (GO): external side of plasma membrane
Source: RefSeq, a predicted model, not a curated record
AUGGCGGAUCGACUGCUGAAGAAGAUCCUGCUGAACAAACGCUUGGUCACACAUUCCUUGUGCUAUCUUAGCACAUCAAUCUGGGAGCCCGGUCGGGAGCAGCCCACCUUCUUCAGUGAGGGGUACGUGGAUGGUUAUCUCACUGGUUUGUAUGAUCACAACACAAGAAGCGUUUUGCUUAAAACCUUCUGGUUGAAGAAGUGUGAAGAGGAUAAUCCUCAGCUGUGGGACUUGUUCACCCAGCGGGCACAGACUGAUGAGUUGUUGUUCAUAAGGGACGUGAUGAGCCUGCAGAAAUACUACAACCAGAGCGGGGGGAUUCACAUUCUGCAGAGAAUGAUUGGCUGUGAGUUGCAUGAGGAUGGGAGGAAGGUAGGGUAUAAUCAGUAUGGCUACAAUGGAAGGGACUUCAUCAGCUUCGACAAGGAGACCCUCACCUUCACAGCAGCCGAUGCCCAAGCACAAGUGACAAAGAGGAAGUGGGAUACUGACUUGGCCCGUUCCGAAUACUUUAAGUCCUACCUGGAUAAGGAUUGCUUUGAUGAGCUGCACAAGUUUUUUGAGUAUGGGAAGGAAGAUCUGUUGAGGAAAGAGGCUCCAGUAGUGAAGGUGAGAUGCAAGGCAGGCUAUGAUGGCUGGGAGACCCUCAUCUGCCAGGCCUAUGGCUUCUACCCCAAGGAGAUCAAUGUCACCUGGAGGAAGGAUGGGGAAAUCUGGGAGCAGGACACAUUUCAUGGAGUUGUCAGCCCCAACUCAGAUGCAACAUAUUAUACUUGGCUGAGCAUCCAGAUUGACCCCAAGGACAGGGACCACUUCCAGUGCCACGUGGAUCACGACAGCCUGCCGGAGCCUCUAGUCUUUGCCUGUGAGGAAUCUGAAAAAUCUCCAGGUGGCUACAUUGCCGGCACCAGGACAAAAACACAGGCCUGA